CGAGACAUUUGCUAUUUGUUUUUGUAUACAUUUGGUAUGACUCCAACGUCUAGGUGUUCCUGACGUCCCUUGUCAAUCAGUUAGCGUAUAAUUGCACUGACAUGGCCGCAGGAGCUGUUAUUUCUCCGUGGCGACCAGAGAUGUUCACAGAGAAACAUUUUAAGGUCGUUUUUUGAUACAUGUUUGCGUGAUGAAUAAUGUCCUCAAAAUAGAGCAAUUUGCGUGCUUCCGACUACUACGAAUGCGCGCUCUGAGCGGAGGUUGCAGAUUAGUCAUUUACAUCACACAUGCACAUCUGUGCGUAGGCCUAUAGGCUAUGUCAUUUUACGGGGUUGCAAGUUCAUGGAUAAAAACCAACCAGCAUGUUCGUGGAUGCAGAUGGAACWUUCAACAACAGCAACAUGAAAUCUUAUGUGAUGGAGAAAGUGAAAGAGCCCGGUGCAACAAAUAUGAUUUCGGAGGCUCUCGUUGCACACUUGCUGAAGAUUGCGCAAGAGGCGUCGGAGGCAGUAUCCGCCACUUCGCAGUCUUCAACUCUGCUGAUGGAGAAUAGCACUCGGUGUGGGGAGCAAAUUCUGAACUACGACAAGGUGGAGAAGGUAUUUAUUGGAGGGAUCCUCACCAUGCUCACGCUGUUUACUAUCUGCGGGAAUUUGCUGGUGGUGAUUUCGGUGUGCUUCGUGAAAAAGUUGCGGCAGCCGUCCAACUAUCUGAUCGUGUCUCUGGCGGUUGCCGACCUUUCAAUCGCGCUGGCAGUUAUGCCGUUUGUCAGUAUAACGGACCUUAUUGGGGGGCAAUGGGUUUUUGGCCAAGUCUUCUGCAAUGUUUUUAUUGCCAUGGACGUGAUGUGCUGCACCGCAUCCAUAAUGACGUUGUGCGUAAUUAGCAUAGACAGGUACCUGGGCAUAACCAAGCCUCUGACCUACCCUGUGAGACAGAAUGGCUGUUGCAUGGCCAAGAUGGUGCUGUGCGUGUGGCUCCUGUCCGCCUCCAUCACCUUGCCCCCCCUCUUCGGCUGGGCCCAGAACGUAAACGACAACAAGGUGUGUCUGAUCAGCCAGGACUUUGGUUACACCAUCUACUCCACCUCAGUGGCGUUCUACAUCCCCGUAUCCGUCAUGCUCAUUAUGUACUACCGCAUCUACCACGCCGCCAAGCUCAGCGCCGCCAAGCACACCAUCACGGGCUURCCGCGGGUCYGGGAGGAGGAGGCGCGGGGGGAAGAGGAGGAAGCCAUGSAGGAACAGGAGGAGGAAGAYGASAYCGUGGACUGUGUGUCGGCCGCCCUGAGGCUCCACAGGGAGGUGGAGGAGUGCACGCGAUUCUCGCGCCUCAUGAGGAGCAACCGGAGGAACAUGUCCAUCUUCAAGCGGGAGCAGAAGGCAGCAGCCACCCUGGGGAUCGUGGUAGGGGCCUUCAGUGUCUGCUGGAUGCCUUUCUUCUUACUGUCCACGGCCAGACCCUUCAUCUGCAGGGCGGACUGCCCUAGCUGUGUGCCCUUGUGGGUGGAGAGYACCCUGUUGUGGCUGGGRUACGCCAACUCCCUCCUCAACCCUUUCAUCUACGCCUUCUUCAACAGGGACCUGAGGACCACCUACAGCAACCUGCUGCGCUGCCGRUACCGCAAUAUCAACCGCAAGCUGUCUGCCGUCGGGAUGCAACAAGCCCUCAAACGGGUGGAUAAGACAGACUCUGUUAUCUAAAUGGUGUUAUUGUUGUGGUGUUGUGGGAGCUGCCAUACUGAGCACUAGAGUAGACCACGUUCUCUCAAUGACAAAGUCUUAGGUCAAUGUUAUCUGCCUGCCUGGUUCCUCUACUUAAGAUCAUGCAUAUCCAGACACAGUCUAGACCUUAUUGGUCAGGUUUGAUUUAUGAAACAACUAAGAAUCUUUAUCCUUCCAUCUGAAUGUGAGUCCAUGGUCAUUGGCUUUGUGUCCGUGACGUUACGGUGCUUUUACCCUGGGCAUUUCUCAGUUGUGCUGUUGUUGCAUAAACACGAUGCCUCAGAACAAGAUGGUUUAGCUGUUGCUUGAAGGGGCAAUCUACAGCUGAUCCAUCCAUUUUUUGUUGUUGUUGUUGACUAUAUUAACAAAAGUAUGUGGACACCCCUUAAAAUUAGUGGAUUUGGC
Messenger RNA from Salvelinus sp. IW2-2015, 2129 nucleotides. Its product is annotated as 5-hydroxytryptamine receptor 7-like. Gene Ontology annotation, biological process: smooth muscle contraction; G protein-coupled receptor signaling pathway, coupled to cyclic nucleotide second messenger; vasoconstriction. Gene Ontology annotation, molecular function: G protein-coupled serotonin receptor activity; neurotransmitter receptor activity. Gene Ontology annotation, cellular component: dendrite; plasma membrane. NCBI's taxonomy places the organism in Eukaryota, Metazoa, Chordata, Actinopteri, Salmoniformes, Salmonidae. The record is from RefSeq and is a predicted model, not a curated record.